This is a messenger RNA of Fraxinus pennsylvanica, 1014 nucleotides long. The record is from the annotation of a GenBank genome assembly. Lineage: Eukaryota; Viridiplantae; Streptophyta; Magnoliopsida; Lamiales; Oleaceae.
AUGACUAAUGGGAUGACCGACCUUCUAAGCCUAAUGGAUCCUUUGGUUAUCGAUUCAAUGAAAGGAGUAUUAGAUGUAAAACCUCAUGUCCCGAAAAGGAAGAGACAUGAAUUCACAGUUCGGUGGAAUAUCAAACACGAGCAUAAGGUGGAAUUGAACAUGUUUGGUCUGCGGGCUUUCAGAGGCCUAAGUGGAGAAUUCCACAUUUUCAAUGGACAACUACAAUCUUCAACAUUCCGGAUAGUAAAUGUACUUGGUGAAGGGGAGAUAGGGAUUGGAUUUUGGACUCGAGAAAAUGGAUUUUUAAGAAGGUUAAAUGUCAGAAACUUGUCCAAAUAUAAUAUUUCCAAGGACAAACUUAAACCAAUUAUAUGGCCGCGUGAAAUUAUGUCCAUGCCAAAAGGUUGGGUGACACCAACGAAUGGCAAAACGUUGAGAAUAGGAGUUCCAUCAACAACUUUUUUUCCUGAACUUGUGGAAGCAAAUAGAGAUAGCAACAAAAAACUUUCGACAGUGAAUGGCUACUGCAUAGAUGUUUUUAAUGUCGUGAUGGAAAUACUUCCUUACGAAUUCAUUUCAUUUCAGAAGCCCAAUGGCGAGAGUGCUGAGUCUGGUGUAAGAUUACUGGUGCCUUUGAAAGAGAAGAAGAAAAAUGCAUGGAUUUUCUUGAGACCAUUGACAUGGCAACUUUGGUUGACAAGCGGUUGUUAUUUUCUUUGGAUUGGUCUCAUGAUUCUCAUUCUUGAGAGCCACAAUAUGUCUGGACCUCAACAAAUCUACCAGAGUUUCUGGAGAACCUUCACACACAUUGUUCAUAGUAAUAUUGAACAACUUAAACCAAGUAUUACCCACAUACAAGAGCUUGUCAAGAGUGGACAGGAUGUGGCUUAUCAGAAGAACGCAUUUGUGUUGGGGAUUCUGGAACAGUUAAACGUUCCAAAGUCACAGAUGAAGACAUUUAGGACUCAUGCUGAUUUGCAUGUUGCUCUUCAAAAUGGGAGUUUAGCAAGAUAG